Messenger RNA from Medicago truncatula (barrel medic), 829 nucleotides. RefSeq names its product probable NADH dehydrogenase [ubiquinone] 1 alpha subcomplex subunit 12. The coding region runs from base 86 to 565 and encodes 159 amino acids. Lineage: Eukaryota; Viridiplantae; Streptophyta; Magnoliopsida; Fabales; Fabaceae. The record is from RefSeq and is a predicted model, not a curated record. Gene Ontology annotation, cellular component: respiratory chain complex I; membrane. The transcript is spliced from 5 exons. Gene Ontology annotation, biological process: response to oxidative stress.
UUGAGGUGUCACAUUAUACCAAACCAAACGCAGCCUUACAUACAAACAACAUAGAGAAGAGAACGUGGGGGUGGAUCGAUCGAUCAUGGCGUCGUCGGUGGUGAAGAGCAUCUUAAACACAGUGAAGGAGAAAGGUCUUGGUGGCUUCUUCAGACACCUCAAGGAUGAAGGAUACCUGAGAUGCCUUCCUGAUGGAAACCUAUUGCAAACCAAGAUCCACAAUAUCGGGGCAACGCUUGUUGGUGUUGAUAAAUAUGGUAACAAGUAUUACGAGAAAACUGAAAACACACAGUAUGGAAGACACAGGUGGGUUGAAUAUGCAGAGAAGUCUAGAUAUAAUGCUUCUCAGGUUCCUGCUGAAUGGCAUGGCUGGCUUCACUUCAUAACUGAUCACACCGGCGAUGAGCUUCUUUUACUGAAACCAAAAAGGUACGGUCUUGAUCAUAAAGAAAAUCUGUCUGGACAUGGUGAAGAGUUUAUCUAUCAUUCCAAGGGACAUGCUCUCAAUCCAGGGCAGAGAAACUGGACUAGGUACCAACCAUGGCAGUCCACAAACGAACCGUGAAUAUGGUUCAGCUUUGAGUUGCAGAUGUAUUGGAUCGAAUGUUUGUUUUUCUUUUCCUCCUGACAAAUUGUUAAUUCAAUUCAUGAGGUGGAAAACUGUUUUUGCUUUUUAUUUUAAUAAUAAAAGAAUUAUUAGCUUUGAUAGCAGACAAAUUGACUGAAAUUGGAAUAUUUCCUGUAUACCGUCACCAAUUGGUAUGUAUGUGAUGUAAUAUGUCAAAAAGAUUUGCUCUUAUUUUACUGUAAUAUUUUGCCCUAUCUCUGA